AUGGUUAUGAAGAAAAAAAACCGGCCUUCAUUCUUCGCGGUUUUGGUCCAGGACUACAUCAACAAGCUCUUGAGAACCAGCUGUGGAGAAAUUUGGGAUGUGAAAAUCGAGGAAUUCAACGAGUACAAAUACUUCACUGUGGGCUGGCGUAAGUUUGUCAUAGAUGCAGAACUCAGGAGAGAUAAAUUUUUGGUGUUCUGGUUCAAUAUUAAUUCUUCCAUAUUUGAUGUUUCGAUUUUUGGAAUUGGGGGUUUGGAGAGGGGCAUUUCUGUCCAGAAUAAUAUCUCCAUUACAGAGGAUGAACUGGAUGAUGAUGAUGAUGAUGAUGCCCUAGCUCCAGCAACUUCGAAAAGAUUUUGUUGUGGCAGCUGGCUUACUGGGGAAAAACGCCGUGAUUCUGGAAUAUCCUCCGGACAAGCGUCGUUGGACGGUUACACUGCACCGCUACACGAAUGUUAA
Messenger RNA from Erythranthe guttata (spotted monkey flower), 459 nucleotides. Lineage: Eukaryota; Viridiplantae; Streptophyta; Magnoliopsida; Lamiales; Phrymaceae. The record is from RefSeq and is a predicted model, not a curated record.